GGGACCAGUACUGUGCCAGACGAAACUCCAGGAGAGGACAUAGCAAGAUAUGGUAAAUGAAUUCGAGGAUGUCGAUUCGAAGCUGUCACGUGUAGGGAGCGACGGAUACUGCGUUCCUCUCUCUGGUCUUCUUCAGUGAAGUGCGAUCGUGCCAAUGACUUCCCCACUUGAGACUGAGUCACUGUGUGGCAUUGACUUUGGGCAAGUUAAGCCGAAGGCACUUGUCUCAAUAUGCUAGAGUAGUAUACAACUCUUCGGGAGUGUCUGUCGACAAAGAUCCUGCAACUCUCUGAUUGCUCGAACUGCAGAUCGAUUCCAGCUGUGCCUCGAGGCCCAUUGUGACGGCAAGAAACGAUUCGCUUUCCCUAUCUUGUUCUACCUUCUCCUCACGCGAAAGUCCUCGUCACCUGUUGACAGUCUCCACUCCUCUGUGCUUUCAAGUUCAGUGACAGCCAGGCCGCCCUUCGUUCAUCGACCCUCGCAACUACUGGAUUACGAGCUCUGGGCAUCCACCAUCAAUUCAAGGUGCUUCAGAGUUUUGCAGACUGAAGUUAAAAGUACUAGCAAUAAUCUGUCGCCCAUUGCACAGGUGUGGGAGCUUCAGGGCACAUUCAUGGCAACCAUGAGGGAGCUUCCGUCCAUCAGAGAAAUUCUGGAAAAUUGGACGUCAGAGAGUGACUCGGAAGUGCAGGCGUUCCUGCACUUGACACUUCCGGAGGUUAGUAGUCUGUCUCUGACUUCUGCCAGGAUCGGCGAUGGAGGAAUAAGCGCCCUGGGAAGGGCGCUUCAAAAAAGGUCUUGUCCUCGCCUUGAAGCCCUGGAUCUGUCAGGAAAUGAAAUUGGAAGCACAGGAAUGUCGGAUGUAGCCACGGCCAUAGAGACAGGCAAUUUGUCGAACUUGCGAGAGCUCUACUACAUAGAUAGACUCUUCGGAGAUGACCAAGUGGCUACAUUGGCAUCUGCAUUGGGAUCAGGUUCCGUUCGGGCGUUGAAAUCUUUGGCUCUGGGAGGAUGCUGGCAGGAAGGAGGUGUAGUUGGACGACAGGGAGUGGAAGCUCUGUCGGCGGCAUUUCAGUCAGGGAAUUUGUGGCUUUUGGAGGAGCUGAGUUUGAAUUGGGUCAGGGCUCCAUGGUCGAACUGGGGAAACAGUCUUGAAAGAUCGAAGGAGAUCAGUCAGGAAGGAGUGGCGGGAAUCAUGCGAGCGCUGGAAGCAGCUCAAUUGGUAGUCUUAAGGUCGCUUCACUUCAGAAACUGCUCCAUCGGGGAGGAAGAGGCCAAAGCUAUCGGCAUUGCUCUCCAACAACCGCACUUUUCUUCCUUGGGCGAGUUGAGAGUCCAAUUCGAAGACAUUGAAGGUGGACCGACCCUCAGCCCUAUCGGAUUUCAUUCCAAAGCCAAAGAUGGAAUUCUGGCCGAGGCCCUUUUUGGGGCUUUCAAAACGGGAAAUCUCAGCAGCUUAAAGAUCCUUGAUUUAAAAGGGGUGGAGUUACAGGAGCAGCAUUUGCUAGAACUCGCUGGAGUUUUGGAGGCAGGGCACCUGCCCGGGCUCAUUCUGCUCACGCUCUCCAGCCCCAUAACCCAUAACUUCGCCAAGGCACUAGUCAGGGCAUACAGGAAGAACAGAUACUUAGUUGCUGAACUCCAGCAACCAAACAUGGGCAGAGUGGCUUGGCCAAAUCUGUCGUCUCACAUCAAGGCUGAUGGUUUCAGAAGGCUCAACAUGGAGUUUGUCAAAAGUCGACACAUUCCUGCAGCUGGAGAACCGCUGUCGAGAUGUUCGAGCGAGCAAACUAUUCUGUCAUUAACUGGUCGGCUUACUCUGGUCAGAAGAACUAGCUUCAAAGCAUUAAAAAAGUCUCUCAGCGGUAACUGGUUCAGAUGCUGUGUCACGGGAGGCUUUGAACAAAUAAAGGAAUGAAUUAUCAGAUAGUUGAAUCACUGCAAACCUCAUUGUCUGCAGUUUCUCGAUGACGUUU
Marchantia polymorpha subsp. ruderalis is the source of this 1976-nucleotide messenger RNA. The record is from the annotation of a GenBank genome assembly. Lineage: Eukaryota; Viridiplantae; Streptophyta; Marchantiopsida; Marchantiales; Marchantiaceae.